Perca fluviatilis (European perch) is the source of this 6171-nucleotide messenger RNA. RefSeq names its product PDZ domain containing 8 (gene pdzd8). NCBI's taxonomy places the organism in Eukaryota, Metazoa, Chordata, Actinopteri, Perciformes, Percidae. Gene Ontology annotation, cellular component: mitochondria-associated endoplasmic reticulum membrane contact site. The transcript has 6 exons. The coding region runs from base 139 to 3858 and encodes 1239 amino acids. The record is from RefSeq and is a predicted model, not a curated record. Gene Ontology annotation, biological process: mitochondrial calcium ion homeostasis. Gene Ontology annotation, molecular function: lipid binding; protein binding.
CAGGUGAAGAGCCUGAAGCUCAGGAAAGAAGCAGAUGAUAUGGCAGCUUUGAGAGCGACCAGGUGGAACUUGCUUUGUUAACACGGCUAAACCUUUGAUUAUGAAGACGCUUUGUCGUAAAGACGACAGCUGCUCGAAAUGAUUUACUUAAUAUUGAUUUCCGCGUUCUCCGGAGCAGUCGUUACGUUGAUAUUACAGUUUUUGCUGAUAUACCGGAGAAGCCCCGAGCCCAUAGGCAGGACAGUGCAGUAUGUUAAAGUAGUGCCUGAUAACGCAUUGAAGGAUUACUUUAAUAGCCAACGUGCCGAGCCAGGCCAACAUGCCGAGCCAGGCCAGCAGCAGCAGGACAGCCCAGCGUCUAAAGAGGCCGUCUCAACGCGGCAGCAGGAAGCGGCUGUCCCCGGCGGCAGUCCCAAACAACAGCCGCCGCCGCCGCCUUCCCACGGCGAGCCCGUUGAUGCGGCCAAACCUGAAACGUGCAAUUUCCUAAAUGCUAUAUUUCUGUUUCUGUUCAGAGAGCUCCGAGACACCCCUGUCGUGAGACACUGGCUCACCAAAAAGAUCAAGGUGGAGUUUGAGGAGCUGCUGCAGACCAAGACGGCAGGUCGGCUCCUGGAGGGGCUCAGUCUCCGGGAUAUCUCCCUGGGCCAUUCUCUGCCCGUCUUUAAAACGGCCAGACUCAUGAAGCCGGUGCAUCUGAACGACGACGGCAUGCCCGAGGAACUCAACUUCGAGGUGGACAUCGAGUACAAUGGCGGCUUCCACCUGGCCAUCGACGUGGAGCUGGUGUUCGGGAAGUCUGCCUACCUGUUCGUUAAGAUGAGGCGCGUGGUGGGCAGGCUGAGGCUGCAGUUCACGCGCAUGCCCUUCUCCCAUUGGUCCUUCUCCUUCCUCGAGGACCCGCUGGUGGAUUUUGAGGUGAAGUCCCAGUUUGAAGGAAGGCCGCUGCCUCAGCUCACCUCCAUCAUAGUCAACCAGCUGAAACGGGUCAUCAAGAAGAAACACACCUUACCCAACUACAAAAUCAGAUACAAGCCCUUCUUCCCGUUCCAAGUGCAGCCUCUGCUGGCUCCGGCGUGUGAUUUGGACCUGUCGAUCCAGGACAACAGGCUGGUGGAGGGCCGACUCAAAGUCACACUCACUGAAUGUAGCAGACUGUUCAUCCUGGGCUCCUAUGACAGAGAAAUCUAUGUCCACUGCACCCUGGAGCUGAGCACUCACCAGUGGAAGGAGAAGACUCGCAGCUCCAUCAAACGGGCAGCUGGAAGACAAUGUUGGGGUCUUAAACACCAAACUCUGUGUGCUGAGCGUCUGCCCUCAGGAUUGUCGACGGAGGUUAUCAAGGGGCCUUGUGGGAGUGUGGGGAUGACGUUCAGGCACGUUCCUGCCAGCGAGGGGGAUGCAGUGCACGUCAGCAUUGAGACUGUCACACCCAACUCCCCUGCUGCCUUGGCAGACCUGCAGAGGGGUGAUCGUCUCAUCGCCAUCGGAGGUGUCAAAGUGACAUCCUCAGUUCAAGUGCCCAAACUGUUGAAGCAGGCUGGAGACAGAGUGGUGGUACUCUAUGAGAGACCGGUUCGUCACCAGACUUCCUCUUUUGGAAGCCUUGGAACUCUUCAGGAAGGGUUUGGGCAGCUAGAGGAAACUGGUUUUAUUUCUCAGCCAGGGGGUUAUGAGGAAGACCCAGCUCCCAUCACCACCCUUUCUGACAUACCCGACAGCAAAGACAUGGACUCUGAGUUUGAAGAGUUGAUUGUGGAGUCCAAACAUGGCCAGACUAGUGGCCCUAACAGCAGCACCACAAAUACCAGUGAUACUAAGGAGGAUUCCUUACUUACAGUAAACCAAAGCCCCAAAAGGACUGUGGCCAACUUGGCCUCUAAGCCCCUUGGUACCAUAUCCCCCAUCCUUAACCGCAAGUUAAACCUGGUGGGUCUCCAGUCACCACUAAAGCCCCAUCCCAAAGAAUCACCAAAGCCCUCACCACAUAAGACCAGUAGUGAUCCAAUGGAGGUUCUGCAACGCCCCACCGUCCCUCCCCCACCCCCACCUUCUCGCCCCCCAGUGCCACCAAGACCUCAGAUAAGGUUGACAUCAGCCUCGUCAGAAACCAGUCUUUUGGAAGGUAUUGAUUCUGUUACAACUACCAAUGCCACUGUGGUUCUUCCUACCAUAACUACCACCAUCAGCUCUUCUGAAAAAUCCCCAGAAAAAGCUCCUCUCCCUGGAGCCAACGAGGACAAGGCCGGCACUGAGAAGAUAGGUGUCAAGCAGGCUGAGGCGAAGCAGUCUACCAGGCCAGCAGAGUCCAGUGAUGACCUGCCAGUCCCUUCCACCGUCACCAGCAGUAGCAAAGCCGAUCAAGCAAAGGAAAAGGCUUCAGAGAGCUCCUGCAGCACACGGGACAGUCUAGAGGACCACUCUCUCUGGGAAUCCCCAGAAACCAUGUUUCGUAACCAGACAGCACGUUGGCCCAAGGCCUCUGUUGUGUUUGAGGUGGAGAGCAACCAUAAGUACCUUAAUGUGGCCUUGUGGUGCAAAGAUCCCUUUAAGCUGGGCAGUUUGUUGUGCCUGGGCCAUGUCAGCCUCCAGCUGGAGCAUGUAGCCCUGGAAUGCAUGGCCACAUCUUCAGCAGAGUACCAGAGCACCUUUAGGUUAGGACCUCCAGAGCCCAGAGCUAAUGUCAACCGCACUGCUCUACGCAGCCUCGGCACCCACAAGGGCUUUAAUGAGAAGCUGUGUUAUGGAGAUGUUACUCUGAACUUCUGUUACUUAGCUGAGGGUGAGUUAGAGUAUCCAGGAGGGCUGGCAGAAAAAGAGCGAGAGGGGAGUCUCCAUGAUGAGGAUCUAAGGGAGAGGGAGAGGGAGCAUAUCCCCUCUGCACAGCGUGAUGACUUGGCCUACGGUGCCAUGCAGUUGGUGGAGGUCCGUCACAACUUCCAGGACACACAAUUCCAAAACCCCACCUGGUGUGAAUACUGCAAGAAGAAGGUUUGGACCAAGGCAGCCUCUCAGUGUAUGAUCUGCGCCUACGUUUGCCACAAAAAGUGCCAGGACAAGUGCCUCGCUGAAAAUCCCUUCUGUGUGGCAGCGACUGAACGUCGCGGAGCUGACCCUGAGGCCAAAUCGACCAUUAACCGGGCCACCACUGGCCUAACACGCCAUAUUAUCAACACCAGCUCCCGCCUGCUUAACCUCCGCCAGGUGCCCAAAACUCGGCUGGUUGAGCAGGUGGCUGACGUGGUGCCUGGAGCGGUGGAGCCCUCACCCAAGCAUACCCCCAACACUUCAGACAAUGAGAGCAGUGAUACUGAGACCUACACCAGUGGCGCCAGCCCCUCAAAGCAGCCCAUCGGCAGUGGUGGCAGCAGUAAACUUGUACGUAAGGAAGGUGGUUUGGAUGACAGUGUGUUCAUUGCUGUGAAGGAGAUAGGCCGUGACCUGUACCGGGGGCUGCCCACAGAUGAGCGCUCCCAGAAGCUUGAGUUGAUGCUGGACAAGCUGCAGCAGGAAAUUGACCAGGAGUUGGAGCACAAUAACGCUCUUCUGCUGGAGGAGAGGGAGGCCACAGAUGUCCGGCGCAAGGCCCUAAUUAGUACUGCCCUGGCCAAGUCUGGGGAGAGGCUCCAGGCCCUCACCCUGCUAAUGAUCCACUACCGGGCAGGCAUUGAGGACCUGGAGUCAGUGGAGAGCACCUCUCCUUCAGAGCAGCAAGGCUGUAAAGGCAAAGGAGAAGGCCUGGAGGAAGAGGCCCUGAUGGGGACAGAGGUCUAUGACAGUGACACAUGUAGCCCUGUGGAGGUGCAACUGCUUGAUGACAUUACAGAGGAGCAGAUCUGUGUGGAGGCGCUCCACUAAAUAAGACUAGAAAGGAGAAAGAAGAGGAACAUGUGCUUUGGGCUCAUGACUCACAACAAAAUUAUGUCCAGUUUGUUUUUGAUUUCAGCAGUCCAUUUAAAAUAUCGGGUAUAUUGGGGUCCAGUGUUCACACGUGUUUUUUUAUUUUUACGUGAAAAAGAAAGGAUGGGUGAAGGAAUUUCCUCCCUAAGGAUUCAUAUUAUUGAUGUUUAAUUUGCACAAUGUGAUGCUGUUUCCAUGCUCUUGGUUUUUAAAGGGAAGCUUGAGAGCUUCAAUAUUAUCUGCCCUCAGUAGUGCUGCAUGUGUAUCCUCCAGUUAUGUUUUUCUGUGGCUUCAAAAUGUCAUUGUAAGCAUUUAAUUCGGUUUGCUUUCUUGUCUGUAACUGCUUUAACACUUAAGGACUUAAGAAAAUGUGCACAUUUCUCUGGUCUACUUGUCUAAUUCAUCUUAACUUUGGGGAAGGAAAAAUAAUUAUUCAGUAUUUGUUUGCUGUGAGUAAGAAGCCCAUAUGAGGGUGAAAUAUUUGAGUCAAUAACGGUGUGAAUACUACCAGGGCAAAGCAAGCUGUCAUACGUAUCUUUUGUUUUGAGCACUUUUUUACUGUAAUAGAAUUGGAUUAUAGAAAAUGACUCCCUGCUCACAGCACUCUUUUGGGAUUUCAGCAGUUGCACACUUAUUAGUGGAAUCUUAGAUAUAGUUUGCCCCUUUCUUUUAGUUUAUUGGUUAGGUCAAACAUGUUUUAUCAUAUAACCCAAAGUUUUCUAUUCCCUGAGAACGUGUUACGAGGUAAUUGUGCUGGGUAAAAAUUAAUACAAAAUUUCUUAACCAAAUUGUGUGUGUGUGUGUGUGUGUGUCUGUGUGUGUCUGUGUGUGUCUGUGUGUGUCUUUGUCUGUGUGUGUGAUUUCCAUGCUUCAAGUGUGUGUACAGCUGUUUGGCACUGCCUUCCCCCAUUUCCUUGCUAAACAUCAAGCAUUAAUGUAGCCUGUUACAUUGAUUCUAUCAUAACCAGCUACAGAUCCAAAAUGCUAUGCUGUUCAUCUAUCUGUUAGACCCUCAGAGAGCCACUGGAGAAAAUUGAUGGAGGAGGGAAUAUGUCUAUCUUUAAUUCUCAAGAGAUUAUCUCUUACGUAUCUUAUGAAAAAUCUACCCGAAAACACUGAACAUUUUCUAAAUCUAUAUUGGUGGUGAUGUCCUUUUCUUUGUUGAUUCUGAUUGUUAUUUAGCCAAUUGGUGCCAUGUCACAUAUUUCCAGCACAAAUACAAAUGAGUUUGUUUGUGUGUACUCAGUGAGAUUGAUGGCUUUCUAAAACUAUCAACAGCAGUCAGCAGCUUUUGGUGUCAGUGAGUCAGAAUUGUGACGUUCAGCAUGCAGGCAGGGAGAACUCCAUUAAAAGAGAUGUACAAGUAUAGUCCAACGUUUAAGUGAAGUACUUUAAAGAAAGUAGAUUAUGAAACAUGACCCAGGAGGUCCAGUUGGAGUAAUAGGUCGAUGAGUUGGAAGGCUUAUCAGACCCUAGAAUGCAACACAGCGGGGAAUACUAAAAGGAAGGAUUUCAAAAACCAGGACAGUUAUCUCAGUAGCAAUCAUUUUAUCUUUGGUCCUGACGAUCGCAGGGUCAAACGUAGAUAUAUGCUGUUCAUGUUACAGAGUAAUCUAUCAGGAAUUUGUGCUUUCGAAUAUUUACUGCCAGAUGACGCUGCAUUGAGGCAAAAGUUGAGCCAGUUUAAAUGUUCCGCUGAAUGACCCUGCGUCAGCACCCCCGCUGCACCUCAAGAGUAGCUUCAUUAAAAAAUGAUGUGGGAGUUGCAUUUUCACGCUGUGCUGAUGGCAGUCUGAAUGCAGCCUAACACCUUUGUAUAACUUCUCUGUGGGUUGUUGAACAGCAUUUCAGGAAAAGUAGGGUUCAGGCCUCAGUGUGCUACAAAGUCCUAACAGCAUCAGAGGGCUCCUGUCCCACAGCGCCAUAUGAAUCUGUGUCCAUCCAUUUUUGUAACUGUUCACGACAAUCCGACAGCCCCACUUUACACAGUUACGCAAUGUUUUUGCUUUUUACUAAUUUUAGAUAGCUAGUACUUGGAGAUUAGUGUUGGGUAUCGUUUGAAUUUUAAAAUCUGAUUUAUACUUCCGAUUCUUAUCCAUUCUCCAAUCUUAUUCUCUGGCGGCUGGACUGGAAACUGUUCACAUGCUUACUUAAAGAUGCAGUAUGUAAGACUUAUAAAACUACCUUUCUGUCAUAUCUGCUGAAACUGACCCUAUGUUCCAGUAGAACUACAUGAAGCAGGUCAUUAAAAACAAAUCUGGCUCCUCUGGC